AUAUCAAUUUGUAUAUUUAAGAAUGUUCUUAGAUUCAAAGCUGGCAAACCUUUUAGUCACAAUAAUCAAAAUAUUUAUUUAUUACAAGACUAUCUAUAGUCUAGAAUUAGUAUUUAGUAUAGUCCUGAAUUAUAUUACCUCUCCAAAGCCAUGGAAGUAGAAAAUAUACCCAAAAUCACUAAGUCUAGGGAAGUCGAAGACGACGAGGCCGAGGAUGUUCCGAUGCCCGGAUUCAGAUUCCAUCCGACCGAGGAAGAACUCGUCGGGUUUUAUCUUAAGAGAAAGGUCGAGAAAAAAAACUUUAGUGUCGAGCUUAUAAAACAAGCCGAUAUCUACAAGCAUGAUCCAUGGGAUCUUCCAAAAUGCAGCAUCAAUCAAGGGGACAAGGAAUGGUACUUCUUCUGCCAAAGAGGAAGGAAGUACCGGAACAGCGUCCGACCCAACAGGGUCACGGGUUCGGGUUCGGGUUUCUGGAAGGCCACCGGCAUCGACCGCCCCAUUUACUCUUCCGCCGACGACACAAUUAUCGGCCUCAAGAAGUCCCUCGUCUACUACCGGGGAACCGCCGGAAAAGGCACCAAGACCGACUGGAUGAUGCACGAGUUCCGCCUACCGCCGCCGCUCGUCGCCGCCGCCGCCGCACCUCACCAAGCCGUAUCUUCAAUUUAAUCUCAUUAUUAUAUAUUCCUCCGAUCAUCAUUUUAUUUUUAUUUUAUUUAUAUUUUCAAAUUUUAAAA
Messenger RNA from Andrographis paniculata, 737 nucleotides. RefSeq names its product transcription factor JUNGBRUNNEN 1-like. The transcript is spliced from 2 exons. NCBI's taxonomy places the organism in Eukaryota, Viridiplantae, Streptophyta, Magnoliopsida, Lamiales, Acanthaceae. The record is from RefSeq and is a predicted model, not a curated record. Bases 151 to 669 code for a protein of 172 amino acids. Gene Ontology annotation, biological process: regulation of DNA-templated transcription. Gene Ontology annotation, molecular function: DNA binding.